Puccinia graminis f. sp. tritici CRL 75-36-700-3 is the source of this 2334-nucleotide messenger RNA. RefSeq lists its product as uncharacterized. The coding region runs from base 1 to 2334 and encodes 777 amino acids. The record is from RefSeq and is a predicted model, not a curated record. The transcript has 4 exons. NCBI's taxonomy places the organism in Eukaryota, Fungi, Basidiomycota, Pucciniomycetes, Pucciniales, Pucciniaceae.
AUGGAUCCUAUCUCCCCAGCAAGUGAUACGACCAAAAGCCACACCAAUUCCGAAGAUUCUGUCUCUCAAGAAGGCCAUGGAACUCCUCCCCCAACCGACACUGUACUAGCCAAGAACUUCCAAAGUGUUCCCCCCCUGUCUGCUCCAUCAGUUCGCCCCCCUUCCUUCCAAGAGUUUGCUCUCAAAGCCAAUGAACCAAGCUCGUCUGCCCCACUGAUCCCUUCCGAGCCCAUACUCGACACUGAAAUCCAACAAAUCACUGCCGAAGAAUUUAAUCGAAACAUGAUGGCGGCCGAGCAAGCUACACGUGGCCUCCGCAACCUCAAACUUCCCAGGAGCCUGAAGGAGCAAGUUGAAUCACUUGAGAAGUCUCUUGUUCGUACCAAGAGAACUUGGGAAGAAACUGGCGAAAUUCCUGAUGAUGAAGCAAUCAAGAUCCACCAAGGCGCGACAGCAGCCCCUUCUUCAUCGACACCCAAUUUCAAAAAAAACCCUCCACGCAAAAGAGGUAAACGCAAUCCGGCCACCAAACCAGCUGACUUACUCAAUCAGCAACCAAAUCCACCGCCUCCACCGCCGAAUCCUACCGCUGAAACUACACCUGAUCAAACUACAGCUCAAUUGGUGCCCAAUUCCCAAACAGCCUCAAAUUUGCCCACCCCAGAAUCAAACAAAGCAAACCCUCGGUCGGACACAGCUGAGAAAAACAAUGUACCCAGCACUCCCUCGGACAACCUUGGAGCAGACUCCACCACAGACUCAACUCAUGAUCAACGGUCAAUGCCACCACCCGAUCUACCAUCCGGGCAUGUCCAAACCCAAGCAAAAGAUCCAACCCCCAUCUCCAGCUCUCAAGUUACUACUCAACAACAGCAAACCCAGAUUCCCAACCCCCCACCGGGCCCUACAACCUCUCUCAAUUCUCAACAGCCCUCUGCUUCAGAAAACCCACCCAACAGUCAAGCCAAUUCAACCCAGCCACAGCCCACUCCCACCGAGUCUUCUCAGCUUCCCAACCAGCCCCAAGAUCAACCAUCCACCCCUCUUACUAAUACUAAUAUUACCAUCCUCAAGUCAACUGAUGUUCGGAUCAUGUUGAUUCAGCUCCAUCAACAGAUCGAAGGGGUUAAACCCAACUGGCAGAAGUAUCAAACUACGUGGACUUCCCUCUCAACACUGGUCCAGUUCCGUGCCUUAUCGAUGGGCAAUUUGGACCCCCACAGCCCCCAAUUUCACUUCCAGAGGACAGCCUGCUCUUACAGCUCGUGGAUCAAGACAAUAAGCUCAUUGGGGAAGCAAUUCCUAGGUCCAUCAACCAACGAACAAUGGUACUGUCCUGAUGUCAUAGACCUUCCGCUGCUUGCAAGUUUUGCCAACACAGAUGGUACUCUCCAACCGCAUCAAUUCAUCCCACCAUCGACUAAAUCACCACAUCCUGAGUCCACUCUAGUUCGGUUCCUCUUCCGCCUUCAGAACCCUCCAGCCUCCAUCAUAUCUGAAUGGGCCAAGAUCAUUGCUGCCUCUGUUGAGCUCAUGGCCGACAACUUGUACAACGAUCCACCACCAGAAACAUGUGAAGAUGAUGACAAAAUAUUACAAGGCGUGCAAGUGCUCAAACACCUCGACAAGCUCAAGGCUGCCUCCUCCUCCUUUGAAGCAAGCACUGAAAACCCUGCCGAUACCGAAUCUCAAGUGGUCGAACGUUCUCACUCAGUUGAUGUCUUACAGGAAUUUCGAAAUCUCAUUAUUGAUGUCUUCAUGGCUUAUGUGAUAUUCCAAACGCACGCACUCAGUAGCCAGCCCCUUGACAGCACCCAGAGAAAGAACCGCUCCCGCUCCGCUCGAAACUCCAACCCCAAUCCACAGGGCUCAUCUGCUGUAACCACUACCGGGAAUACUUCAACUCAGCUGACACAAUUGAAGGACGAGGCAAGCAAACAACUUCAAACAAUACAAUCCCGACAGAACUUCCAACCCCUUGUAUACUUUUUACUUGGUGGUGUUCGUGGACUCUUCAUUGCCUCCAGAAACCACCAAACCUCCCCAGUCUCGGAAUGCAUCUAUUUCAUUCAGGCCAUUUCAAUAAUCAGUGAAACCUCGUCCACUCGACGCACCCCCGAGGAACCCAUUUGGAAGAAUCUCUCUGCUUACAUCGUUAAAAUAUUUAAACCAGCUUUUGAGUCACCCAACAAGAUUGUUGCACUGCACAAGCCACCCACCUGCCACCAACUUGCCGAAGCAAUUACCAUUGAUUACUUGAAUCACUGGAAAGAGAUCCAACCCACUAGUCCCUUCUUAAUUCCAAACUCGUCUCGUCAGAUUACUCAAAAAUGA